CUGUUGACUUGUAAACAGUGAGGUUAACUUAAGCGGAUAAAGCUAACACAAACCGAGUCAAUGAAUUCUUCCAACCAUAAUUUUCACGUUUCAGUCACCGGUUUCAUCGACUAAUUAAAGAGGCGGUUGCUAAGAGAUGACAAUCUGUGACAUUGGUGGGAGCCUGUGAUGUAGAGCGGCGUGAGGCUGGACUUCUGCAGGAUUUCUUUCCUCUACACCUCUGUCUUUACCCAGCUCACCUGAAGGACACAGUGAACACGCUCAUAUCAAAACAAACACCAUGGCAGCUUUUACUGCUCCUUGUGCCACCACCAGCGCCACGACCACCACGGUGGCCCGAACUGCAUGGCAAAGGCAAGGAAGCAGCGAUGAGGCGGAUAAAAGUGAGAAUGGGGACAUGGGGCAAAACACUAUUGUGGAGAAGACCCACGAGUUCUUCCAGAUGUGCGACAUCGAGAACAAGGGCUUCAUCACCCGGCGUGACAUGCAGAGACUGAAUGGCGAGCUCCCUCUCAGUGCGGAGGAGUUGGAAAAUGUAUUUGAUACCCUUGAUUCCGACAGCAAUGGAUUUCUAACCCUGGACGAGUUCUCCUCCGGCUUCAGUAAGUUUUUAUUUGGUCAGAGGAUUUCUGUACAGGAAGGCAUGGAGGAGAAGAAACCCUGUAAAAGCCCAACAGAGGUCCUGUACCAGAGCCAGUGGGAGGACAGCCUGGCAAGAGGAGAUGAGGAUGAAGAAGAGAAACACUUUAGCAUGCUUAUGGAGAGCCUUGGAGCCAACAGUGUCUUUGAAGAUCCUGCUGAGGUGCGUACUUUGUGGGCCCAGCUGCGCCGAGAUGAACCUCACCUUUUAUCCAAUUUUGAGGACUUCCUGGCCAGAGUGACAUCCCAGAUCAAAGAGGCCAACCAGGAGAAGAGGGAGAUGGAGAGCGCUCUCAUAAGGAAGGCAGCAACACAUGACGAUGAGAUUAAGCGCCUAUAUGAGGAAAUGGAGCAGCAAAUAAAACAUGAAAAAGACAGGAUUGUGCUACAGGACUAUGAGCGCUUUCUGUCUCGGAGUCAAGACUUGGAGCUACAGCUGUCUGUUAAAGAGAAAGAGCUAGAACAACUCUUUCAGAGGCAGAGAAAGUUGGAGCAUCAGUGCCAGGAGCUUCACAGUGAGCAACAUGUGACCAAGGUGGAGAAUGUGAAGCUGAAGCACACAAAUGAUGAGUUAGCAAGGGAGCUGGACCAGACCAGUCAAGAGCUGAUCUUGGCGCAGGAACAGCUGAGUCUGUUGCAGGUGCAGUCCACACGGCUUCAUGAGGAGAAGGAGAUUGAAAUAUACAGACUGACUGAGGGACUGCAGCGAGAGCGAGCGAGCCUUCUCAAACAACUGGACCUCCUGAGGGAAAUGAACAAACAUUUACGGGAUGAAAAGGACAUAUGCUAUCAGAAUCCAAUGAAUUCUAAGAAAACGGCAUGCUUGAAGCAGAGGCCUUCAAUCAAUGUUAUGAAACAUGCAAACACAAAUAUCUUCAAAAGUGAGGAUGAGGAGGAACUGACCAGCAGCUCAGUAAGGCAUAACUUUGCCAAUGCAUCCCGCCAAUCAUCUUGCACAGCGGUGAAGAGAGGGCACCUGCAGAGGAUCAUCUCCAUCGAGGAAGACCACCUGCCACAUUUACUCCAGACUGACUGCCAGACCCAACCCCCCCUGCAGAAGUGCAGUGAAGUAGAGGAAGCUUCAGACAAUGAGGAGAAUAUAGACUUGGUGAUGAGCGAUAUCUACCCGUGUGCAUCCUCUGCCCAGCAGCAAAAGUUGAACGGAGAUGUGGAGAAAGGGGAAACCCCCACAUCUCCGAGGGGUCAGCCUGUUGGCAAGGAGACAAGCGUAAAUGAGGAAGGCGGUCCCUCGCCACCCGACCGUCUCUUCAAGAUCGUCCUGGUGGGGAACUCUAGUGUAGGAAAAACCUCCCUCCUUCAGCGGUUUUGCGACGGACGCUUCCACCCUGGCACUUCUGCCACUGUGGGUAUAGAUUACAGUGUGAAGACAAUAUCUGUGGACAACAGCCUGGUGGCACUACAGAUGUGGGACACAGCAGGACAGGAGAGGUACCGGAGCAUCACCAAACAAUUUUUUCGCAAGGCUGACGGUGUGGUUGUGAUGUAUGACAUCACAGCUGAGCAGAGCUUCACAGCUGUCAGGCAGUGGCUGACAAGUGUGAAGGAGGGUGCAGGCGAGGACAUCCCAAUCAUGCUUUUGGGUAACAAAACGGACAAGGAGAUUGAGAGACAAGUUCAGAGAGGACUGGGCGAAAGACUUGCCAAGGACUGCCAUAUGACUUUCUACGAGUGCAGCGCGUGCUCAGGACACAAUGUGGUAGAAUCCAUGAUUCAUUUAGCCAGAAUUUUGAAAGAGCAAGAGGACAGAGAGAAGGAGAAGACGGUCCAGCUGGUCGGCCCCUCAGAGAAGAAGAGAUCCUGCUGCUAGCAGGUGAACUGUUUAACACAUACACAGUAGCACUACCCUUUACAAAGACACACAACGUGACCAAAUGUGCCACUGAGGACACAUUAUUCUGAAAUCAGCACAAAUGUUUCUCACAGUCUUCCACCUUGUGGCACUCUGAGUGAAAACAACACCAGAAUGAAUUUCGUGUACAUGUUGUCAUGUGUCACAGAUUUGCACUAUUACUGACAGUCUACUCUAUAUAUUUGCGUAAGUUGUUUGCAGUUUGGAAAUAAUGUCAAAUUGCAAUUCUCUAAAGAUUUAGUAAAAUAAUUAUUAUGUAAGAAAGAUUAAAAGGUUUCUUUUUAGGGUUUAUCAUUACAACAACAAAUUUAAGUCAAGCUUAGUCCCUUCUGAGCCUAACUGAGACUUGUUCAUUUUUUAAAUGUACAGUGUAUAGUCUGACUGUAGCUCUCAAAUAUUUAUUUAGCUUUCAAAAGCCUAUUAUGUGUCACAUGUUGGCUUUUCGUUGUAUAUAUUAAUAUAUUCAUUCAGUGUUAUGUGCUUUUUUUUGCUGGUUUUCUUCUUCACAUCUUUACACAUACAUGACAUGGACACAAUAUCAUGAACAACUGUUAAAUUUAAUGUAUUUUAAAACAAACUUACAGUAAACACUACUGUAGUGAAGCUUUUGGUGUUCAGAUUGUGUCAAGAUUGUGAGGGGUUAAUUUAAGUAUUUUGGACCAAGGUUAGUUGAGCUGUUAUGUGGUAUUUUGAAGUUUGCUUAGAGUUUUUGUUUUUUUUAACUGGAAAAAUAAUACAGUGCAUUAUUUUUCCCCUGCACACCAAACAAAAUUAUUUAUUUCAUAUCACCUUAAUCUGCCUCAGUGACGAGUGUUUAAUGAAAAUAGUGUCGCAAUAACAUGUAAAGUAAGUUGUGUAAUUUUUGUGUUACAGAAAUGUUAAAUUUCAUUGGUUUGGGUAAAAAGUUCAGAUUUCACUGUUUUGAUAUUGCACUAUGGUCACUAAUGCUCCACUACUACCAGUCUCUUGCACAUCACUUAAAUAUAUAUAAACACGUAAAUACAUUAAACACAUACAUGAAUAAAGCAAUGUUAAUGUUAAUAUAAUUUGUAAAGGACUUUUUUCUGAUACAAAAAAAUGAAAAUAUGUUAUACAGCAUCACCUAGUGGAUGAGUUUGGACAUUGCUGUUUGUUCAGUUUUUACAUUGACAUGACAAUAUGUGAAACAGCAUAUUCAAUAUAUAGGUGGAAUUAACAUGCCAAUUUAUUAUAAUUUGUAUCACUUAUAAACUUUAUGGUAAACUAGGUUUGUGUUUGAAAUGAGCAGCCGACUUUCAGAAUUUUCCGUAAAGUUGUAACUGGACAGAUUCCAAAGGUGCUCAUACAACACAAGUAUUUCUCUAAAUGAAUAAGAUGACUUUUCUUUAUAGAUGGUGGUAAGCAUAACAUAACAUUGUAUUGCUCCUUUGUACCCGGGAGUGCCCUGUGAAAUUGGCAGUUUCAAAGAAACUGUGGUCUGAGGCAGCAGCACUUACUUUGAUAUUUUUAUACUGAUAUUUGUUGAUUGUUACUAGCAUUAGCUGCAUGCUUUAUACAUGUAGUUCCUCCAUUGCUUCCGAGUCCUCAUACGGUGCAUUUUGGUAACAGCCCUGGAGAGAUUCAUUAGGGCCUCUGCACCAUAUAUAAGACGUGGGAUUAGAGGUUGGUUCUUGGCUGUCUCUGGACACAAAAUUAUCACAAAACACACAAUUAUAACCUCAAAAGGGAAAUGUAUUAAGUGGUUCAAAUGGUUUUAAAGAAAAAAACAACUUACUGUAUUUUGUAUUUUUCUAUAGUAGCAGUAGUUUAAGCUGUAUACUAGGAAUAUUAUAGGAAUACAUCACCCUCACAAAAUGGCCAUUUGUAUAACAAUCACUCACUCCGUGUUACCUUAAAUUCCAGAAGAAAACUCUGUUUUCCUCAAAUACCUCCAUGGCAAAUCAAGAUUUCAAAAACAGAGACAGUUUUUGGCCAAUUGAAGUCAUAUGCAGACUGCAUUUACCAACAGUAAA
Molecule: messenger RNA, 4500 nt
Organism: Plectropomus leopardus (leopard coralgrouper)
Lineage: Eukaryota; Metazoa; Chordata; Actinopteri; Perciformes; Serranidae
Gene: cracr2aa
Product: calcium release activated channel regulator 2Aa
Molecular function (GO): GTP binding; GTPase activity; calcium ion binding
Source: RefSeq, a predicted model, not a curated record